Xenopus laevis (African clawed frog) is the source of this 4905-nucleotide messenger RNA. It is a transcript of the gene sdc1.L, whose product is annotated as syndecan 1 L homeolog. The transcript has 5 exons. Bases 190 to 2013 code for a protein of 607 amino acids. Gene Ontology annotation, biological process: cell migration. The record is from RefSeq and is a predicted model, not a curated record. Gene Ontology annotation, cellular component: membrane; extracellular region; cell surface. Lineage: Eukaryota; Metazoa; Chordata; Amphibia; Anura; Pipidae.
CGCUGGGGUCGCUGUUGGGCAGAGCGGGGUGGCGCUUGCCUAGAGGCUCCCCCUCCUUCCCAGGGCAGGAUCGCACAUCCCAAGGAGAGCGAGAAAGAAAGAGAGAGAGGAGUCAUUCCAUACGCGCUGCCGGGACACACACAGAGUGAGAGAGAGAGAGAGAGCGAGGGGACAGCGCACACUGAUACGAUGGACAAGUUACUGGCUGCCCUGUGCUUGCUGGGAAUGUGCUGCUCGCUGGCUGUAACGGAUGUGAGCGUGAGAUCCUCACCGUUGGAUCUAGAAGCAUCAGGAGACGAUGAGGACUUCUCUGGCUCAGGAAUUGAUGAUCUAGAUGUAGACCAUGUAGUUCCUUCUACAUCUGCGUUGCCUUCUGUGUUGUCUGCUGUGCCCAAUUUUGUGCAAGAAAAUACAUCACCAAAUGCCAAGGUAGAUGAAAAGGAUACUGCAGCAGAGCAUACCACCAGAGUAGUGGAGACAACUAAGCCAAGUGAAGAUCCUGUUGAGGAAUUGGUUGAACCUGUUUUUGUUGGUGUAGGACAUGAUGCUGAAUCAACUUCUCCUGAAGCAACCACACACAAACCUACUACUCACCGUCCAACCACUGUGAAAUCCACAGCUGGCCCAAUGGAAAGUAUCACAGAACAAAACCAUCACCCUCAUCAUCAUCACCACCAUCAUCAUCAUCACCACCAAAAUCAUACAACCACAGCUAAACCAACUUCUGCCACUGAUCAACAUGUAGAUAACUCUGAUAGUCCAUCGGGUGAGGAUAAGUCUUACAUUCACCACAAAGUAACAACUACAAGUCCAAUAGACAAUGAGGAACCUGAUCUGCAUGAGGCUGACCAUAGGUUGACCACCAUAAAACCAAGGAACACGGAGGAACUAAUUAAUCAUCACGUUCCUGAUCAAGACUCUCCAUCUGGAUCGUCUAGUACACCUUAUAUGGAAUUUGAGGAGACAACUGAAGAUCCUUCCGGUGCUCGAGUACAUAAUGUGCUUAUUGGGCAUGAUGAAAAGACAACUACAAAACCUUCUGAAAAUGAGGAGGGUGAUGGUAUGUUUGCAGGUCAUCAUGAGAAGCCCACAACCACAAGUCCAUCUAAUGAGGAAGGUUCCCAUAUCCAGCAUGAUACAACAACUUCCAGUCCAUCCCACCAUGCUGAGCCUGAUGUAGAAGUGCAUCACAGUACAACACCUGCAGAUAUGAAUAAACAUCAUCAUCACCAUCACCACCAUCCUCAUCAUCAUACUACUCCAGAAGCAAUCACUUCGGUUGAUGAAGAAAUACCUCAUCAUGUAGGUGACAGUACAACACCUUCAGACCUGAAUAAACAUCACCACCACCACCAUCCUCAUCAUCAUACAACUUCAGAAACAACCACGUCGGUUGAUGAAGUACCUCAUCAUGUAGAUGACAGUACAACACCAUCAGACCUGAAUAAACAUCACCACCACCACCAUCCUCAUCAUCAUACAACUCCAGAAACCACCAAAACUACUACAAGCCAGACCAAGCACUCAGCUGAAGUUUCCACUGUUGUGCAUAAGGGAAGGAUGGCCCAUGGUGCUUCAGCAACUAGUGCUGUUCCUGCAUUGGAUGAUCUAGUAGACUUGACAACCUCCGUUGUUCUAGAAGAGGGUGAUUCUGACCCCGCUGACUCUAAAGAAGAUGAAUCAUCAGGGGAAAAGGAAGAGGAUAAUUUCUUUUUCGUUAAUCGUGAAGUUAUCCAAAAGGGGACCGCGCCCCCGAUCCACAGGAUGAUAAAUAAUGACGUUUCUGAUAAUGAAAGCACUUCCGAUGCAUCCCAUGGAAUAAUGGAGAGGAAAGAAGUUUUAGCAGGAAUCAUUGCAGGAGGUGUGGCCGGCUUGGCGUUCGCAGUCUUCUUAGUUGGGUUUAUGCUCUAUAGGAUGAAGAAAAAAGACGAAGGAAGCUACUCUUUGGAGGAACCAAAACAAUCGAACGGAGGAUACCAAAAGCCACGUGCACAACGGGAAUUCUACGCGUAGGGAGCCAUGUAGAUGUGAUUCGAUGGAUUUGAGAUCCACAGCUUCUUUUUGAUUUUGUUCUCUCCACAGUGUCCACCCUGCUGUGGCUUUUGUUCUUUCAGAAUUUCAAGCUUGAAUGUUUUUUUUUUUAAGUUCUAUUCUCCAAUUCUCCGUGGAGCCAACAUGUUAAUUGUAGGGAAGACCUCUUGUUUCUUGCCUUGGUUUUCCUAAUCAGAUGAGACUGGCUGAACUUUGAACUUGAAGAUGUGGCGUGUAUUACAAGAAGAAAGCAUACACACAACAGAAGAUCUUCUACCAGGCUUUUUUGGCCAUGCCAUACAUAUGUAUAUAUUAGGAUUUUUUUUUUUGUGUGUUUUCAGAAGACGGUAUGAUGGUACAUGUAAAAUUCACAUGCUCCUUCUUCAUUGAUAGCACUUACGCUGCAAAAAUUCACGCAGGUGUAGAAAGGAACAAUUCAGCCGUACAUUUGAGUAGUCAAGCGUUUGGCACAUGGGCUCUAUCAAUUCCAUCAACUGCUCACUGAACCCUUAUUUACUUUGUUGUUGUUUUUGUUUUGUUUUUUUUUAAAUAGAAUAUAUGCAUAAUUCUAAAUGACUGAUGUUCUAACAGCUGAAUGUGCGCCUGUAGUUAUUGGUCACUUGCAAAAACUUGACUUGUCCGUCCUCUUAUUGCACUAUUCAUUCCUUGAGCCUCUUGGUUCCAACUUCGUUGUCUCUUCUGCUUUUCUCCAAACGAUUUUGUCGCUGCUGUCCCGCUUCACCGUACUUUAUCCAAGCAUAGGAAUGUUCCGACGCCCAUCGGAUUCCAACCCAUUAUUGCUUUCUUUAUACGGUAAUCUAAGGUGAAAAGUGCCAACUUAGACUUUAUUUAAAAUAUUUCUUAAGAGAUAGGUUAAGUUUGCAUAUAAAAUCUAUUUUAUAGACAUUUUGUUCGGUUUACCCCCGUGUCUAGUGGGAGUUAAACCUUAAUUUUUCCAUCAUUGUUUUAUGUACUAAACAUGCAAACCUAUUCUCCACCUGAUUUCACUUUCUUUUGUUGUAAUCCAACCCUGUUCUAGUGCCACCAAAAAUAGAUAUUGUAAUAAUUUUACAUUUUUAUUUAGGUCAUGGAUGCAUGUGAUUAUGGAAUGAAAAAAAUUGGGAGUUUUUUUUUGUAAUUGUUUUUAUCUGAAUUUUUUCCUAUCCGUCUACAAGUUGCCAGUUUUGGCAUGUAGAUUGACGUCAUAUGGUUUUUUUGUGUUUUAUUUUUUUAAUUCAAAAUGUUUCUGGUUUUGUUAGACUGAUGUCGUUUUUUUUUAUUCUUUCCCCUUACCUGUCUUUGUUUUUCAGUAUUUUUUUUCAGUCUGCAAGUUGUUAGCAUGAUGAUAUAGGGGUUUUUUUUUUUUUAAAGACUUCUUUACCUACCAGUCUUCAAAUUGCCUAUUUUUUUGGCAUGUAGAUUGAUCGUUUUUUUUUUUUCCUUUUUAAUUUUUUCAGUCUACAAGUUGCCUAUUUUGUUGGUAUGACGUCAAUGGGGUUUUUUCCCUACUAGUCUCUCUUUUCGGCAUGUGGAUUGGUCACAAGGUUUGUUUUUUGUUUUUUUAAAUACUCUUUCCAAUAAGUCUACAAGUUGCCAUUUUUUGGCAUGUUGAUCGAUGUAGGUUUUUUUUGUUUUUUCUAGUCUUCUAGUGUCUUCUAGUUGCCAGUUGUUGCCAUCUACAUUAAUAUCAUAGGGUUUUAAUUCUACAAUCUGCAACGUUAAUUCUGCAAGAAUACCUACAAUAUUUUCUUGGCAAGAACAGACAAUGAUGGCACCAGAUUUCCAUUUUGUGUGAUUGGUUAUGGAGCCCUGGGCUAUCCUGUCCAUUGCAGGUUAAGAUGAAUGUUAACUGGUUUCAGUAGAAUCCAGAGCAAAGAGAAUAGUGUUGAUAAAAGCCCUAAGAACAGGAUGGGGAGUUUUUUUUUGUCUGUAUAUAGAUAUGUCAGAAAUGAACAUCCCUGUAUUAUCACCCCCCUGGAUAAAAUAUCUCUCCUUGGUGGCCGUGUUCCUAGCAAAGGGCUAAAAACUCAGGGAUGAGUGGUGGAAAGCUAAAAAGGCAAUAAACAGGAUUUCUUUGUAUAUCUCGUUCAAUAAAAACCCAAUAAACAUGGUUUGCCUUUUUUUAUGUUUGUUCCAAAUGAAGCUCCGAUUUCUGCCCAAUUCUGUACAAGAGAGCCGCUUAUUUUUGAUACUCGUUAAUUGUUGUAAACGUUUCUGUAAUAAGAUGUUCAGUGCCGUGAUGGUCUCGCUUUGGAGCUCCGGUGAUUGGCGUGGAGCCCCAGACGUUGCCUAUCCACGGUUUAGUGUAUUCAUUUUGUUUGUCUCUUGCUAAAACAUAAAAUGCCUGUAAAAAGAGUAGGGAUGCACCGAAUACACUAUUCUGGAUUCGACAGAACCCCCGAAUCCUUCGCGAAAGAUUCAGCCGAAUACCGAAUCCGAAUUUACAUAUGCAAAUUAGGGGUGGGAAGGGAAAACAUCUUUAACUUCCUUCUUUUGUGACAAAAAGUCACUCAAUUACCCUCCCUGCCCUUAAUUUGAAUAUCUAAGUUCGGAUUCGGCUCAGAUGGGCAGAAGGAUUCAUCCGAAUCCUGGUGAAAAAGGCCGAAUCCCGACCGAAUCCUGGAUUCGGUGCAUCCUUAAAAAAGAGCCGUGCGUUUAGAGUACCAGGUUUGUAGAGCAUAUUCCUCUUUAUUUGACUGCCAUGUUGACUGAUCAGAAAUACUAAUUUCUUUGUUGCCGAACACAAAGUCGACUUUCUGUGCAUUCCGAACGCAGCACGUUUCUAAGCCCUUCUUUCCGGCAGGAAUUUGUUGACAUUACUUAUUUGUAAUGCAUUUUAAAGGUAAAGAUUCAAUAAAAUUAACUUUGGAGACA